This is a messenger RNA of Vicia villosa (hairy vetch), 905 nucleotides long. RefSeq names its product glycine-rich RNA-binding protein 4, mitochondrial. Gene Ontology annotation, molecular function: RNA binding. The record is from RefSeq and is a predicted model, not a curated record. Gene Ontology annotation, cellular component: catalytic step 2 spliceosome; precatalytic spliceosome; U2 snRNP. Lineage: Eukaryota; Viridiplantae; Streptophyta; Magnoliopsida; Fabales; Fabaceae. Gene Ontology annotation, biological process: mRNA splicing, via spliceosome. The transcript is spliced from 4 exons. Bases 120 to 626 code for a protein of 168 amino acids.
AACACAGCUAAAAAGAUUUUGGAUUUUCAUUGGGGUGAAUCACAUCCGGGUGUGGGAAAAGAAAUUCCCCAAACUAAAAACCCCUAAUUUUCGCGAACUCAACUCUACAGCACAAAACAAUGGCACUUUGUAGUGGCAGUUUAUGCAACCCUCAAAUUGCGCUGCUUCCCCGUUCCGUAAAUUUGAAGCAAUCACAGUCGGAAAUCACGUUUUCAACUCCAACCACUCUUUCACUAUCAAUUUCUGCCUCCAACGUUCUUCGCCAUGCCCCUUUUCCACUGUUUUGCUGCAUAGCCGAUUCCACCUCCUCCACGUCUUCUGUCGAAUCUCAUAGUCCUUCUUCAAACAAAAUCUUCAUCAAAGGGCUUCCCCUCUCAACCUCUGAAGUGCAUUUAGCCAAAGUGUUUUCAGUGUUUGGUGAAGUCACUCAAGUCAAGCUUUUGAAAGAUAAAGAAUCUGGACAGUCUCUAGGAUUUGCAUACAUUUGGUUUAUAGAUGAAGAGUCUGCACAAUCGGCUGCAAAAGAGACGAAUGGAAAGUUUUUUGAUGGCAGGUUUAUUUAUGUUACAAUUGCAAAGCCUGGAUCAUCAAAAAGUUUGAAAAGGACAAAAGCCUACAAAUUCUAAUGACAUGAACUUUGUCUCUAUGAGCCUCAUUAGUAAGUAUACAUGUAAAAUGCAGCUUAAUUAUGAAUUUCAUGCAUUGUGCAUGUGCUUUGUGCCUUGGGGUUAGUUUUGGUAAAUGAUAGUUUUGUAUGCACUUACAACAAAAAGAACAAUACACGUGAGGAAUGCUAGCAAUUCACUUCUUCCAUCACAUACAUACUUGAACUUCUGUUGAUUGAAAUUCAACUGGAUUGUUGAACUUUUGUCAAGAAUUCAAAGAGCCUGCAGACUUAGAGAACA